CCACCAUGCAUCUGAUACACAUCGUCUUUUUAUUGCUAUCUUGGCCACCGCUCAUACUCGCCCAGGGUCCCCUGCUGCCCUUCGAGGCCGAAGGCUUUCUCGACGCAUUCGUUGCCUUCUUCAGGUCGAAGGGCUUCAAGGAUGGUGUCAGUAUCGUCGAGAGCCUGCCGAGUAAAUAUAUCGCAGAUUUCGCAAGUCUGUUCAACGGCAGCAUGACGUUCCUGUUUCCUGCGUUCGUACCCAAUGCCACCCUCAACAACCUUCUCAAUGACACGGAGAAGAUAUUCGAUGUAUUGGCUUACCACGUUGUCGAUACACCCCUGGGCAAUGCCAAUAUCCCUGUUUACCCCAACCAUACCGUGCUCCCAAGUGCGCUAAAUGAUACGGCCUCCGUGCUGCUACGUACGGGAGAAAGUCAGUCAAUGGUCUUAACCAGACUCACUGAUGGCAUCAUACAUGUCCUGGAGCAAGGCGUCACGGACAUCAAUAUCACAUCUCUCGACUCCUUCACCAUCCCCGGAUUAAACAUCAGCUACGGAUACGCUGUCGUUAGCGAAUUGCUAACCGCGCCGGGAACCUUGAAUGAUACACUGCAAGCACUAAACAUCACUGCUUUCGCCAGCAAUACCCACAUCGCGAAUGCCAUUGAAGAAACUAGCACGGAACCUGGCAUCACGCUAUUUGUCCCCGAAGACGCCGGGCUUGUCUCAGAAAUUGCUUCCUGGGCACAUCUCAGCACCGACAGUCUGGACGACAUCGUCAACAAUCAUGUGAUUAACGGAACAUAUUAUUUCAAGUCCCUCGUCGGGACACUGCGUAAUGCAGCUGAUCAAGAGCUGUCCUUCGAUGGGACUACUGUUACCUUGAAGGGGGGGAAUACUGCCAACAUCACCAAGUCCGACGUCUUGACUCAGAACGGGGUGGUCCACGUCAUUGAUAAGGCCCUACUUACCAGCCCUCUGAAAUCUCCGGCGUCGACAUCGGGUGAUGUGACAAUUCUUUGCCCAACGUGGGCCAGCCUGCUAGCUGUGGUAGUCGCUGGUCUGUUCUACGCCCUGUAGGCCAGGGCGGCGUUCGGAGUGAUUUCCAAUCACACCAAACCUUUCAUCUACUUCUGGUUUAUUGGAGUACGUCCCGCGGGUUUUCAUUGGAAUACGUUUCGCAGGGUGUUUGGGCUGUCGUUCUGGCUGUACUUUCGGCACUAUCUGGCAGGGUCACCGAUCGAUCUGUAGCUGGAAGAUGCUUGUACUAAUGGAGCACGUUUCGCGCA
Molecule: messenger RNA, 1270 nt
Organism: Gloeophyllum trabeum ATCC 11539
Lineage: Eukaryota; Fungi; Basidiomycota; Agaricomycetes; Gloeophyllales; Gloeophyllaceae
Exons: 5
Coding region: 6-1061 (351 amino acids)
Source: RefSeq, a predicted model, not a curated record